Messenger RNA from Mangifera indica (mango), 3443 nucleotides. RefSeq names its product sec1 family domain-containing protein MIP3. The transcript is spliced from 9 exons. NCBI's taxonomy places the organism in Eukaryota, Viridiplantae, Streptophyta, Magnoliopsida, Sapindales, Anacardiaceae. The record is from RefSeq and is a predicted model, not a curated record. The coding region runs from base 689 to 3289 and encodes 866 amino acids. Gene Ontology annotation, biological process: intracellular protein transport; vesicle-mediated transport.
GAGUCCAAAAGCCCCAGCAAAAAAGCCCACUAGUGACAUGUCCAAAAUUUUCCUUUGCCUUCUCCUCUUCUUCCCUUCACCCUGCUUACUUGCAAGUUGCAACGGCCCCUUCUUUUCUUCUGUUCUUCAUCAUUUCAGUCGCACCUCCUGCGAGUUUUAUUAAUCAUGCGCACUCCAGACUGGCAGAGAGGGAUGAGAUGAAUGUCAUGCAGAUCUAAUACCGUCGAUUUGAUUCAAAGAUUGAGAGCAAAGUAUUUAAUUGCAUAUUUAAUCAUAAUUUCAGCUACUGAGUUUCUAGAAGAGGCUUUAUCAGCUUACUGAAAUUAGUUCCGGUAAGUUGGUAUCGUCGUUACAUCAUGCCAUAUUACAUACAGAGACUUUACAACGCUUGCAAAGCAUAAUUCUCAUGCAUAAUAGUUUCUUCCUCCAUAAACUUUCGUCUUUCAAAUCAAACAUAUUUAAAAUCACAUAGAAUUAGAGGGAGAGGGAAACCAAACCCAAAAUAAAGAUUUAUUUCACCAGAGAAGUAACGUGUAACUGUUACCGUCUUCAAUUUCAUUCCUUUCUAUCCAUUGGGAAAGCUGCAAGCCUCAAUCCUUGGCGAGUUGCUGUUAUUAUUCUCUGUUUGCUCUAAAUCAGCUUGUGAAUUCUUGAUUAAGGUUGUAGUUCUGCAGAUUUUCUCUUUGAGAUGGCUCUGGCUGAUUUGACCAAAUGUUGUAUUAAUUCCAUUCGCCAAAUAUCAGAGCACAUUGAAGAUGCUACUCUGUACAUAGAUUCUGGAUGUACUGAGAGUUUCCAAUUUAUUGGAGCAUUUCCUGUCUUACUAGAACUUGGAGUACGUGCUGUGUGCAGCUUGGAAAACAUGUGUGCUCUCGAUGGGGCGGCUGAUUGGAACACAAAUUUUGAUCCCCCUAGGAAAAUAGUGGUUAUGACAUCUCGUCUACUAAGUGAUGCACAUCGCUACAUCAUGCAAUGCCUGAGGACACACCACAGUGUUCGUCACUGUGCAAUAUUCACAUCUAUCUCAGAGAUAGCUCACUCAGCAUAUCCCGAUUCACCUCUUGGGCCAGAUGCAUUCGGUGAGUAUAAAUCCUUGCUUCUUCAAGAUUAUGAAGAGCUUCUUAAGAUGAGCAACACAAAGUCCAGACAGUCAGAAGCUAACAACUUCCUGGAAAAAUUGACCUUUGAAGAUGAUGGAUGGUCACGGCUUACAUCUAGUGGAGAGAACAUCCCUAAUUUUGAAGCUAGUUCAGUUGGAAAUGAUCUAUAUGAAGAUAAUCCAGUAGGGCUAAUGGAAGAUGUAGGGCAAAAAUUGGUUGUUUCUGUUCAUCACUUUCCUAUGAUUUUGUGUCCUUUUUCAUCUAGGGUGUUUGUCUUACCUUCAGAGGGAUCUAUAGCUGAAGCAUGCUUAUCAAAUGAACAUGAGGAUUCUCUUAGUCCUGGGUUACCUCCAAUAAGUACCAGGUCCUUCUCUGAUGGUGAUGAUGUCCCUCUAGGGGCUACUCUUACAGCCAAUUUUCUUUACCAUCUGGCUGCCAAGAUGGACUUGAAAUUGGAAAUAUUUUCCUUUGGUGAUUUGUCAAAAACUGUUGGGAAGAUUUUGACGGAUAUGUCAAGCCUUUAUGAUGUAGGUCGCCGUAAACGAACAGCUGGAUUAUUACUUAUCGACCGCACAUUUGAUCUUCUAACUCCAUGCUGUCAUGGAGAUUCUCUUGUUGAUCGCAUAUUUUUAUCUUUGCCUCGUAGGAAAAGAACUACAUCCUAUAACCACACGAAAGGUUCUCAAAGCCAAGUCAAAUUGGGGCCUCCUCGCAUACAACGACUUCCUAUUAAUGUUCAUAUACCAAUUGCAAAUAUCUUAAGUAUAGAAGAUUCAGAAAGAGAAGAUUCUCUGAUUUUGCUGAACGUCGAAGCUUUUUUACGUGGGUGGGAUGCAUACAACCAUUCUUGCCAAGUUGUAGAUUUGGUUGAUCUUGGCAACAAAGUCCAUACGGAGAAGUCCCUUUACUCUGAGAUUCAGCUUUUCAAUGGGUCCUUUGUCUCAACUGAAAAUUUUCGUGGAACACCGUUUAUGGAAACUUUACUGGAUAGAAGAACAAAGGAUGGGGCUGUAUUGGUAAAGAAAUGGCUCCAGGAGACAGUGCGUCAGGAAAAUUUAAAUGUUAAUGUGAGAACCCGUCCUGGUUCUGCUACAAAAUUGGAGUUGCAACUUAUGACUAAAGCACUGGCACAAAACCAGUCGACUUUUUUAAGAAAUAAAGGAAUUAUUCAGUUAGGCGCAGCUGCAUUAGUUGCUCUUGAGGAAUCCCAGAGUGCCAAAUGGGAUGCAUUUAUCAGCGCAGAGAAAAUGUUGCAUGUCAGUGCUGGAGACACUAGCCAGAGCCUCACUGCUCAAAUUGGCGAUCUUAUCAACAAGAGUUUGGUAGGAUCACAGGGGAAGAAGAAUGGAAAACAUGAGUCGUCACAAGGACUACUCUCCUUCAAAGAUGCUCUGCUCCUUAUGGUUAUUGGUUAUGUAUUGGCAGGUGAAAAUUUCCCAACAUCUGGGUCUGGUGGCCCAUUUUCAUGGCAAGAGGAACAUUUUCUAAAAGAAGCUAUUGUAGAUGCAUUUCUGGAAAAUCCAUCAGCAGCCAAACUGAAGUUCCUCCAUGGUCUAACAGAGGAGCUUGAGGCCAAUUUAAGCAGAAUGAAAUCAGAGGACACCAAAGAAGCAUUUUCAGAUCAGUUAGAUAUUGAUGAUUUUGACGAUGAUCAAUGGGGUAAGUGGGGUGAUGAAGAUGUAGAUAAUGAUGAUAAGAAAGACCAAGCAUACAAUGACAUGCAGCUGAAGUUGGAGCUGCGGGAUAGGGUGGAUAACCUUUUCAAAUUUUUUCACAAGGUAUCUGGUCUAAAGAAUUGGAAUAUGCAGUUGAGAGAAGAUCCUUUGGACUCUGAAAUCAACUUUAGUGGUGAUUCAUACACGAGUAAGGGAUUACUGUAUAAGCUGCUUAGAAACGUAUUGAGUAAGUCUGAUGUACCUGGGCUGGAGUACCAUUCCUCUACUGUGGGGCGACUUUUCAAAAGUGGGUUUGGGAGAUUUGGGCUCGGACAGGCCAAACCCAGUCUUGCUGACCAAAAUGUUAUUCUGAUAUUUGUUAUUGGUGGCAUCAAUGGUUUAGAGGUUCGCGAAGCGAUGGAGGCAUUAUCCGAGAGUGGAAGGCCUGAUUUAGAAUUGAUUAUUGGUGGAACAACUCUUCUAACUCCUGAUGACAUGUUUGAUUUACUCUUAGGAGAGUCCGCUCACAUUUGAUUUCAGCGCUACUUUACCUUUUUUUUUUUUUUUAAUUUGUUAAAUGAAAAUAAUUAUAUAUGGUAGAAACAAAGUAUGAUAAAGUGCAAAUUGCUCCGUGGCUGGCAGUUCAAAUUAUUCUCUUUAUCUUAGCGAUGGAUGAAUUGACGGCUGA